Messenger RNA from Notothenia coriiceps (black rockcod), 940 nucleotides. Its product is annotated as cathepsin Z-like. Bases 13 to 609 code for a protein of 198 amino acids. Gene Ontology annotation, molecular function: cysteine-type peptidase activity. Lineage: Eukaryota; Metazoa; Chordata; Actinopteri; Perciformes; Nototheniidae. The record is from RefSeq and is a predicted model, not a curated record. Gene Ontology annotation, biological process: proteolysis. The transcript is spliced from 3 exons.
AGGAAAUCCAACAUGGCGUCUUCAAUAACAAACAUACCGCUGCUGCUUUGUUUAUCUUCGUUUUCCAUGCAAAUCAUCUCCUCAAGACUAAUAUCUGAACCGUGUUACAAACCCAUCAGAGAUGAGACUCCAGACUCUGUAAAGACAAAGGCCCGGCCACAUGAGUAUGUGAAAGUGUCUGACCUUCCUCCGUCCUGGGACUGGAGGAACAUCGAGGGGAAGAACUAUGUGAGCACCACCCGAAACCAGCACAUCCCCCAGUACUGCGGCUCCUGCUGGGCCAUGGGGGCCACCAGCGCACUGGCCGACCGCAUCAACAUCAAGCGAGGAGGGGUGUGGCCGUCGGCCUACCUGUCGGUGCAGAACGUGAUCGACUGCGGUCAGGCGGGCUCCUGUCACGGAGGAGAUCACCUGAGAGUCUACGCCUACGCACACAGGAAUGGCAUCCCUGAUGAAACCUGCAACAACUACCAAGCCAAAGACCAAAGUAUCAAAAUAAAUAAUUUCUAUCUUUUAAUGGAUUCACCCUGCAUACUGUUUCCACUAUUUGGCCAAAAGUAUGUCGACAAACUGGUGCAGGGCUAUCCUUUUUUAUUUGUUUGUGCUUGACCUCUUAGUUUCAACGAGGGAAAUCUUAAUUUGAAAGCUUUAUAAUUAUUGGUGUAAUGGUUUGGAGCCAUUUUUUGUGUUUAGUCUAAAAAGUGUAGAGAAGUGUUAUCAUAUUGUAAACUGAUAUCAUUAGGUUGAUUGUAGUGUUUUAAAAUGUAUUUUUAUUUAUCAUUUUUAGGAACAGAUGAUGGCAGGUUUGUCAUUUUGUAAAACAAAUAUAUUAUUUGGUCAAUUUAAACAAUAUCAUAGUUCUCCAGUUGUUCCUUAAAGCCCCUGUCACACUGUCCCGAAAUUGACACCCGAUGGACACACGAAUAUGGAAUUGUGAAUU